GAUAUUCCUAAUCAAUACCAGAAGUUGAGAUGGAUGCUAAAUAUAAAUUCAAUUUUUCUAAUUACAGAAAAAUCAUGAAAUUUUAUUGCAUUUCCCUUAUUUUAACAACUGAAAAAAAGUACUGUAUCGUCGGAAGAUAAGUAGGAGUACUCCGAAGUUCUAACCUUAACCCUCGAUUACAUUCAUCAACUCCAGCUUUCCGUUUUGAAAAAUUGACAAAUUACCACACACACAACUUUGGAUUUCCAGCAUCAUUACCUUUUUCCGAAUUUCACGAGCAGAUAAAAUAGAGCGAGAGAAAACAAAUUGAAGGAUUUUUCGACGAAACUAGAAACUUGGAUCUUCCAAAAAUUUGAAGGAGAGAGAAACCUCGACGUCAUGCGAGGAUCCGUUACAUGGUUUAGACGAUUUUUAUGGAUUUUGGUAUUAGUAGGUGGUGUUCUCAUUGGCAGUAGUGUCGCGGAAAGUGUUACUCCAGAUGAAGCUAGGCGGUUAAGAGACGAGGUUGAGGAGAUGUUUUUCCAUGCAUUUAAUGGAUACAUGGAGCAUGCUUUUCCACGGGAUGAGUUAAAGCCAUUGUCCUGUGAUGGGGAAGAUACUCUUGGGGGUUAUGCCUUAACUCUGGUUGAUUCCUUGGAUACAUUAGCUUUGCUUGGUGAUAAGGAACGAUUUGCUUCUUCCGUUGAAUGGAUUGGGAAAAACCUGCGAUUUGAUAUUAAUAAAACAGUGUCAGUUUUUGAAACAACCAUUAGAGUUCUUGGAGGUUUGCUAUCUGCCCACCUUAUUGCAAGUGAUUAUGCUACGGGCAUGAGAGUCCCAUCAUAUGACAACCAAUUACUUCAUUUGGCGGAGGAUCUUGGCUACAGGCUGCUGCCUGCCUUUGACACGCCUACAGGUAUUCCUUUUGGGUCCGUGAAUUUAUUGGAUGGAGUUGAUGAAAAUGAAAGUAAGAUAACAUCAACAGCUGGUGGUGGGACUUUGACCUUGGAAUUUGGUAUUUUGAGUCGCCUAACAAACAAUCCUGUGUUUCAGCAAGUCACAAAGAAUGCUGUUCAUGGAUUAUGGGCCUGUCGUUCUAAGCUCAAUCUAGUAGGUGCUCAUAUUAAUGUCUUUACUGGUGAAUGGACGCAGAAGGAUGCUGGAAUUGGAACAAGUAUUGACUCGUUUUAUGAAUAUCUUCUGAAGGCAUUCUUACUUUUUGGAGAUGAAGAAUAUCUUUUCAUGUUUCAAGAAGCUUAUGGGGCUGCUAUGCACUAUCUCUUCAAUGAUCCUUGGUAUGUGGAAGUAAAUAUGGACUCUGCUGCUAUUGUGUGGCCGCUAUUCAAUAGCUUACAAGCAUUCUGGCCUGGCUUACAGGUUCUAGCUGGAGAUGUUGAUCCUGCGAUUCGCACACAUGCUGCCUUCUAUAGUGUCUGGAAAAGAUAUGGAUUCACUCCUGAAGGCUUCAACCUGGCUACUCUUAGUGUGCAGCAAGGUCAGAAAAGUUAUCCACUGCGUCCAGAGUUAGCUGAGAGUACAUAUUGGCUUUACAAAGCUACCAGAGAUACCAGGUAUCUCGAUGUAGGACGUGACAUUGUGUCCAGCUUGCAAUAUGGGGCCCGAUGCCCCUGUGGAUAUUGUCAUAUAACAGAUGUUGAGGAUCACAAGCAAGAAGAUCACAUGGAGAGCUUUUUCCUAUCUGAAACUGUUAAAUAUUUGUGGCUGCUAUUUGAUUUAGCUGUGGGUCCUGAUAAUCUCGUUGAAAGUGGACCAUAUGAAUAUAUCUUCAGCACCGAGGGCCACCUACUGCCUGCAACCCCUCAAAUAUCUCUAGUGCGUGAACAUUGCUCAUAUCUUGGUGCAUACUGCACGAGUCAUAACAGUAGCUUGAGACAGGAACCACGUUCUCCUGAAAUCUACAGAAAAUCUGAAGAGGCAAAUGGUAGCGGAUUCCAGAGAGGUUGGGGUCCAAGUGCUUUGUUAUCGGGCUUACCUGAUAGGAAGGUCAGUUCUGGCUCAGCUUCAGUGAAGGGGACAUGUCCAGGACUAAGUCAUGGGCAAAAGAUUGGAGUAUCAUACUUUAAACCUCAAAAGACUCAAGAAGUUGUCUCUGUAAAUAGAAGGGAAGCUUCUCUGAAGAGUAAAGUAGUCGUGAUUGCUUCUGAUACAAGUUCUACAGACAUGGUAAACGAUGGAACUCCUAAAGAAUCGAGCAAAAAUGAGAGGGGAAAUCAGUCUCCAGAACAAUAACAUUUGGGAAAAACAACACCAAUCUGAACAAUAUCACUUAAAAGUGUUCAAAGCAUUGAAUUGCUGAGCAGGUUGUCGUCCAAGUUUAAAAGGAGUGAUUGCGAACUCUCAAAUGCACAUGGAAGCAGAGCAUUGUCACUGCAAGUUUAAAAAUGCUGAGUGACAUCCUUCAGACAAUUAUACUGUAGGCAUAGAUUACAUUAUCCACAGCAUAACCACACCCCAAGGAAAGCAAGGAACUGUAACUUUAUUGUAUAUUUCUUCAUAGAUAGUCAGCAUCAUUUUUGUCUAUUUAAUGUCAGAAACAUAGUUUGCUGGAGGACUUUGGUUUGUUAUGUAAUCAUGUUAGUCUCAGCUUAUCCGUGGAAGGUCUUAUUGUAUGUACCUCAUCAACAAUUUUGAUUAUUGAUUCGGUUCCAUGUUGUAUAGCAAAAAGGCUAGAAUCAGUUCAUGACUCCGAGCCUGUCGCUAUUGUAAUACCAGAAACUUUUUUGUAUGACCAAGGAUGGAUUUUAAAAUUUCAA
This is a messenger RNA of Beta vulgaris subsp. vulgaris (sugar beet), 2753 nucleotides long. RefSeq names its product alpha-mannosidase I MNS4. The transcript is spliced from 18 exons. Gene Ontology annotation, biological process: endoplasmic reticulum mannose trimming; carbohydrate metabolic process; mannose trimming involved in glycoprotein ERAD pathway. Lineage: Eukaryota; Viridiplantae; Streptophyta; Magnoliopsida; Caryophyllales; Amaranthaceae. The coding region runs from base 379 to 2229 and encodes 616 amino acids. Gene Ontology annotation, cellular component: endoplasmic reticulum; membrane. Gene Ontology annotation, molecular function: calcium ion binding; mannosyl-oligosaccharide 1,2-alpha-mannosidase activity. The record is from RefSeq and is a predicted model, not a curated record.